GUCCUCGGCUCAUCAUUUGUAGCACAAACCGUAAACGUGUGCGCUUCUCUUUUGUGCUUUGUUUUCACUCUUUCUUUGUCAUAUAGUCUUUAACUGAAACGCUGUUCGGUCGUAUAAACCUUAAUUUGUGUGCUUUCUGAAGUUUUUCGCUGCUUACCGCGUGUAUUCCGCGUGUAUUCGGAUCGUGCAGCCUCGGCACAUUUCGGGCUCAGUGGCUCGGCUCCUCUCGGCUUUUGUCGUGCGUCGGAAGAAUGGACGAAGCCGACUCGGCCACGAAGGCGCUCGGGCUGGAUGAACCGCCCCUUACCGGGCAGAUCCACGGGCCGCCGGGGGUAGGCUCGGACACGGAGUCGGAGGCAGAGGCACAGGCGAUGGCGGUAAUCACGGAGCCCGGAAACCUCGACAUCGGAUCCGGGUCCCUGCAGAACUCAGACGAGGCCGAGGCGGCGUUUGCAGAGGUGGCACGGGUGACUGCUGUGUCUGUGUCCAGUGUCCAUGGGGCGGAUGACAAUGUUUUCACCACAACAACCUCAGGGAGUCUUCCUGAACAUGUGCUGAGUGGGCGUACGCUGCAGCUCGGUGAGGGCCUGAACCAGAAGGCGACUCUGAUCGUGGUGCACACAGACAGCAGCAUCGUGGAGGCGGCUGGACUGAAAUCCUCCUCCGCUAUUGCUCCAGUGUGCCCGUCAGGUGCUCAGACGCCCACCACAGCCCUCUCACCUCAGGACAAACCCUCUGGCUCCAAAUACAACUGGGACCCUUCAGUUUACAACAAUGAGCUGCCAGUGCGCUGCCGAGAGACGAGCGGCAUCCUCUACAAGAACAGGCUCGGAUCAGGAGGCAAAGGGCGCUGCAUCAAACACAACCAGCAGUGGUACACUCCCACAGAGUUCGAGGGUUUGGCCGGACGAGCCAGCAGCAAAGAUUGGAAGAGGAGCAUCCGAUGCGGGAGACCUCUGCUCUGCCUCAUACAGGAUCGUAUCUUGGUCCCUCAUGCGGCUUCCUGCACUUGCGCCUCAUGCUGUGACGACAUCAUUCUGUGCGCCAAAGAAGGGGAGCAGAUAGAAUCAGAGCAAAUCAUUUUGGGUGGUCCAGUUCGUUUGUUUGUCCCGUACAAAAGGAGGAAGAAAGAUGGAGAUCCUCCGGUCAUUCCCCCAAAGAAAGAAAUGACCGUCCCCAAGAGCCUCACUCUCCAUCCAGGGACAUUCACAGUCACACCCACUGGACACAUUGCCACAACGUCAGGAACUUUGAGUUUUGAACGAGCGUCGGGAGAACCCUCUGCUCUAAACACGCCCCCCGAGGUCUUCACCAAUGCCACAGUGUUGACGGCUCUACCUGCAUUAGCCGUAGCCCCGCAACCGGUCCAGACCAAAGUGUCUCUGGGGGCGGGCUCUUCUCUGCAAGGGGCGGGUCUAUCGCACCAAGGGGCAGGGCUAACGUUAGAAGUGGGCUCGGUGGGCGGAGUCAGUCCCACGGGUAGCCAGGUGGACAAAAACACUUGGAUCUACCUGGAGGAGAUGGCCAAUACUUUACUGAGCAACGUGCAGCAGCUGAAGAGCCUGAUCGAACAGGCCAAGCAGGGAGCAGCGCUGGGGAAGGAGUCCAGGAGAGAGUGCUCCUUGAACCAGUCUUUUGAGUCUCAGCUGGGAUUUCCUCAUUCAGACGACUCAGACCCCAAGAGGAACUCGGACCUCAACGAGAUCAUUAUGAACCAGAUGUGUGUGAACUGUGGUCGCGUGGCCAUCACCGAGUGCACGGGCUGCCACAAGGUCAGCUACUGCUCCAACUUUUGUCAGAGAAAGGACUGGAAGGACCACCAGCUCACGUGCACUGGAGCUGUUCAAGUGGAGGACCAAAUCCCCUCUUUGACCAUGGACAAAGUCAAGUGACAAUUUAAAAGGAAGAAAUGGGAGCAUCAGUGUCAACUCCCACAAAAUAAGUUUCGAUGUUGUUUACAUAAAGCUGUGAUUUCCAGGUAUAAUACCUGCGAGGACCCUACAAUGUGUCUGUGUAAGAAGAUGAAAUCGAGUGUGAAUUCAACUGUAAAUGCAACACACUGGAUUGGGGAUUGGCUCAGGUUAUUGGUUAAAGGUGCACUAUGUAACUUUUCCUGCAGAGGGGGGUCUGGUCCAUGCUAGUCUCCAUGACGAUGUAAUUGCUUUGACUGAAAUGUUUCAUAGUACGACAUUAAACCAUAAACUGUAUGAAGAAGUGGACACCCAUAGUGUUCGGCUCCGGUCAAAUGAAGCUCAUUGAGUCGUAGGGGCGAAUUUGGAGCCAAGUUCCAACCUGAUUUGUCUGUUACUAAUGUUUAUACCUUGAUUUACCAAGGAAAUAGUGAAAUAAAAACACCAGGAUCAUGUCGAGCAGGUUAAUAUGAACAUUUUAAGACCAAAAUGAGGAGUCUGACAGCAGCACUUACACAGAGAGGGGCAACGCUUUUUCAAUACAAAGUGAAUUGGAGCCAGAGUCCAUGGAGCCGAAUCAGGCCCAGGUUAGCUAUGUCAAUUUACAGUCUCUGACAAAAGUCUUGUCGCUUAUCCAUUUUGUAGAAACAAAAGCUUAU
This is a messenger RNA of Boleophthalmus pectinirostris (great blue-spotted mudskipper), 2569 nucleotides long. RefSeq names its product DEAF1 transcription factor (gene deaf1). Gene Ontology annotation, cellular component: nucleus. NCBI's taxonomy places the organism in Eukaryota, Metazoa, Chordata, Actinopteri, Gobiiformes, Gobiidae. Gene Ontology annotation, biological process: regulation of transcription by RNA polymerase II. Gene Ontology annotation, molecular function: DNA-binding transcription factor activity, RNA polymerase II-specific; DNA binding. The record is from RefSeq and is a predicted model, not a curated record.